AGUUCCUGAAUUGAUAGACUUCAAAACCAGUUUAAAAUAAGAUUGCAUUUAUUUGAUAACGUGAACAUUGAGUGCACAUUGUGCAUUUGACGAAUUAUAUCGACAGCUAAACAUUUUUAUAAAGUUUGCGAUACGGAAUUGAGAUUUUUAUUGGAAAAGAAUUAUGUUCCGCUUAACUCAGUUAUUGCGACAAUCCGUUGGUCGGGCUGCCUCCGUACGACAAAUCUCUGGAGGUAAUCAACUCUGCAGUAGUGCACAAAAUGUGGGAGCCAACUUACACAAAGUUAACAAUCUUGAGAAGCGAUUUUUGGUCUGGACCGGCAAGUACAAGGCUUUAGGAGAUGUUCCUGAUAUGGUCGCUGGUGAAGUUGUGGAAAAGGCUAGGAACAAAAUGCGAAUUCGCGUGGCAAAUGGAAUGAUGGGUAUUACAUUGAUUGCUUGCCUUGUAAUGUCAAUAAUGGGGAAGAGGGCCCAUGAUAAAGGAGAAUCAGUGCAGAAAGAAAAUCUAGAGUGGCACAAAUCACACAAGGAAGGUGCCAAAUAAGAGCCACUUAGUAAUAUCUAUUAUUAUAAUUAAAUUAUAACAAAUUACUCAUCAUAGUUGUAUCUAUAUAUUGCUAUUUUAUUUUCAACCAAUAGAAACAAUUAUCAAACA
Dalotia coriaria is the source of this 655-nucleotide messenger RNA. Its product is annotated as UPF0389 protein CG9231. The transcript is spliced from 3 exons. Lineage: Eukaryota; Metazoa; Arthropoda; Insecta; Coleoptera; Staphylinidae. The record is from RefSeq and is a predicted model, not a curated record. Bases 164 to 544 code for a protein of 126 amino acids.